AUGCCACCUCGAAUACCCACCUCCUUGGUCUCCAGACCCACCACAACCACCCCACCAUCCGCCCUCCUCUUAGCCGCCUGCCGUGCCUUCACCACAACCACCCCCUUCGAAGCCAAACACUCCUCCUCGAAGCAAAAGCUCGACCAACUCCUCGCAAAGGCUCCAGCAUAUCCAUACCCCAUCAAGACCACCUUCAAACAAUCCUGGUUCGGUCUAUACGCUUCCAAACAUGUUCAAUUCGGCAAUAACAUCCCCAAUAAGAAGUACACCAUAACCCGACGUCGAUGGUACCCCAACAUCAAGCACAAGAAACUAUGGAGCUUCGGACUGGGUGAAUGGGUUACUUGCAAACUCGCCACUAGCGUGCUAAGAACGAUCGAUAAGGUCGGUGGGUUGGAUAACUACCUAUUAUCGGAAAAGCCAGCGAGGUUAAAGGAAUUGGGACCUUGGGGGUGGGAAUUGAGGUAUAGAUUACAGACUUCGAAGACCGUGCAGAGGAAGUAUAAUGAGGAACGGUUGAAGAUGGGGUUGAUUACUAAGGAGAAGAUGGUGGCUGAGAAUGUGAAGUUGGGUGUUGCACAAGGUGUGCAGGAGGCCUUGCCGACGUAUAAACAGAGACGGUUGAAGAGGCAGGAUAUACCUAAGGGCUUUGCGGAACGAUGGAAGAAGUCUGCGAAGGUUAAGAAGGUGCUAUUCGGAGAGCCGUGGAGGGUAAGGAGGUAUGUGGGUAGAGAGGCAGGUAGUGAACGAAGGGUGAAGACAGAGGCGGAAAAUGCAAGGGUACGAAGAGUAGAGGCAGUAAUGGCAAGGCAAAAGCAAGCCAAUCAAGAGAGGAAGAAGAUUGAGAAGGAGGAAAAGAAGAGACAGGAAGAAGAACAGCUAUUGAAAUUAGCAGAAGCUCAGGCGGCUCGACGAGGAGGCCCUACACCCUCUGCUCAAACCGCCACCGAAUCUCCCAAUCCUACAGUAUCAGCUUAG
Messenger RNA from Orbilia oligospora ATCC 24927, 978 nucleotides. RefSeq lists its product as uncharacterized. The transcript has a single exon. The record is from RefSeq and is a predicted model, not a curated record. Bases 1 to 978 code for a protein of 325 amino acids. Lineage: Eukaryota; Fungi; Ascomycota; Orbiliomycetes; Orbiliales; Orbiliaceae. Gene Ontology annotation, cellular component: mitochondrial large ribosomal subunit. Gene Ontology annotation, molecular function: structural constituent of ribosome.